AUGCUGCAGUGCUUCAACAAGCCUGUAAUGCUGCAGUGCUUCAACAAGCCUGUAAUGCUGAAGUGCUUCAACAAGCCUGUAAUGCUGCAGUGCUUCAACAAGCCUACAGUGUUGCAGUGCUUCAACAAGCCUACAGUGUUGCAGUGCUUCAACAAGCCUACAGUGUUGCAGUGCUUCAACAAGUCUACAGUGUUGCAGUGCUUCAACAAGCCUACAGUGUUGCAGUGCUUCAACAAGCCUUGCUUCAACAAGCCUACAGUGUUGCAGUGCUUCAACAAGCCUACAGUGUUGCAGUGCUUCAACAAGCCUACAGUGUUGCAGUGCUUCAACAAGCCUACAGUGUUGCAGUGCUUCAACAAGCCUGUAAUGCUGCAGUGCUUCAACAAGCCUGUAAUGCUGCAGUGCUUCAACAAGCCUACAGUGUUACAGGGCUUCAACAAGCCUACAGUGUUGCAGUGCUUCAACAAGCCAGUAAUGCUGCAGUGCUUCAACAAGCCUGUAAUGCUGCAGUGCUUCAACAAGCCUGUAAUGCUGCAGUGCUUCAACAAACCUACAGUGUUACAGGGCUUCAACAAGCCUACAGUGUUGCAGUGCUUCAACAAGCCUGUAAUGCUGCAGUGCUUCAACAAGCCUGUAAUGCUGCAGUGUUUCAACAAGCCUGUAAUGCUGCAGUGCUUCAACAAGCCUAAUGUGUUGCAGUGCUUCAACAAGCCUGUAAUGCUGCAGUGCUUCAACAAGCCUGUAAUGCUGCAGUGCUUCAACAAGCCUACAGUAUUGCAGUGCUUCAACAAGCCUGUAAUGCUGCAGUGCUUCAACAAGCCUGUAAUGCUGCAGUGCUUCAACAAGCCUGUAAUGCUGCAGUGCUUCAACAAGCCUACAGUGUUGCAGUGCUUCAACAAGCCUGUAAUGCUGCAGUGCUUCAACAAGCUUGUAAUGCUGCAGGGCUUCAACAAGCCUACAGUGUUGCAGUGCUUCAACAAGCCUGUAAUGCUGCAGUGCUUCAACAAGCAUACAGUAUUGCAGUGCUUCAACAAGCCUUCAGUGUUGCAGUGCUUCAACAAGCCUGUAAUGCUGCAGGGCUUCAACAAGCCUACAGUGUUGCAGUGCUUCAACAAGCCUGUAAUGCUGCAGUGCUUCAACAAGCCUGUAAUGCUGUAG
Messenger RNA from Procambarus clarkii (red swamp crayfish), 1158 nucleotides. The record is from RefSeq and is a predicted model, not a curated record. NCBI's taxonomy places the organism in Eukaryota, Metazoa, Arthropoda, Malacostraca, Decapoda, Cambaridae.